CCCCAAGCCCCCCGUCAUGCCCAAUCCGCAGCUUGAAUUGGUCAGCGAGAUCAAUAAUUUCCAUGCCCGAUUGCGAAUCUCCGCAUCAACGACUCUGACUCUCGUGCGACCAGGCGGACUAACAAUUGACUGACGACACCGAUGGUGGGAACAUCGACACCUACAAUUGCACAAUUGAUUCCAUGAUGUGACCUUUUUUCACAACGAGGCACCUCUUUACUCCCCUCUCUCGACAGCAAGCCUCUGUCCAUCCAUUUUCCCUUCACUUCCUCUGUGUCAAUCCAGAUCGUUGAGACUGCACCACAAUCAACUACAGAACACACACAUUUCAUGGCUUCCGCGACAGGCAUCCCCGAGAGCAAUCCCGCCCUCGAGGAACAAGAACCUCUACUUGGACGGCCAGGAGAUGCCACGCAACUUCAAGGCCAGCGCCUACCAUGGAACCUGGUCACUGGAACAGCCAUCCUCGCUCAAGCCGGAAUAUGGAUCCUAACCGCUCUGGUAUGGGCAUCAGUCCUUGAAAACGACAUCAUCUUCUUCUCCUACCACCCACUCCUCAAUUCGGCCGCAGUCCUCCUUUUAGUCCAGGCCACACUGGUUCUCCAGCCCACGGCGGCUCAGAAAGACAAGAUCCAAGGAACAUAUGUGCAUUCAGUGUUGAAUACGUUGGGUGUUGCAGCUUUAAUCGCCGGCCUCGUCGUCAUCGAAAUGAACAAGGCCUCACACCCCGAAACCCGCUUCCAAAGCACGCACGGAAAGGUCGCUCUACUCGUCUAUAUCCUCAUCUUCAUCCAAUGGCUUGUCGGCCUCGCUCAGUUCUUCACCCCAAACCUGGUCUUUGGAUCCGUUGACAAGGCCAAGUCUGUUUAUAAAUAUCACCGGAUUUCCGGCUACGUUCUCACAGUCCUAUUCCUGGUCGUCGUGGCUUUAGCGACAGAUACUGCUUUCAACCAUAAUGUACUGCACAUGAAGUUAUGGGCUGUUCUUGUCUCAAGUGCAUUGGUUUUGAUCGGUGUGGUUCCAAGGAUCAAGAAACGGAAGUUGGGUUUCUGAGUUGAGGCGGUUUGAAAUAUCACCCCAUUAAUUGUAUUGCAUUGCCUUUGAAUUGGAAGACCUGGGCUUGGGCUUUCGCUAGGAAUAUUCUGUGGACGGAUGCACACGGACAGAAGGGAAGGGAAUUUCUUCGGCGUCGUCGCCGAAGAUUCAUCGCUUGAUCAAGUUGGUUGCAAAUUGCAUUGCACGGUUCUGCUGAAAAGCAAGCAAGCACGCAAGCAUUGUCAUACUGCAUUAUUAGGUAUGCAUUUUGGGCAAGCGAGAAAGCGAUACUACAUGAUGAUAGCUUGUCAUACUUUGUGUUGGACUCAACAAAAACCUCAUCCUAUGUAAUAAGAGCAGAGAUCGAUCCAUUAUCGACUCAUUCAAUACGAGCGAAAAUGAAAACGAAGCAGC
Exophiala mesophila is the source of this 1449-nucleotide messenger RNA. RefSeq lists its product as uncharacterized. The transcript is spliced from 4 exons. NCBI's taxonomy places the organism in Eukaryota, Fungi, Ascomycota, Eurotiomycetes, Chaetothyriales, Herpotrichiellaceae. The record is from RefSeq and is a predicted model, not a curated record. Gene Ontology annotation, molecular function: transmembrane monodehydroascorbate reductase activity. Bases 331 to 1053 code for a protein of 240 amino acids.